CCCAGCCCGGAGCGGCCUCCGGGGAUGAGCGGGCUGCGGCGGCUGUUCCGCGGUAGCGGGCGAGCGCUGGCGUUCGUCUUCGCCGCCUCCGUCGUCUGGCUGCUCCUCGACAUGGCCGCGCUCCGCCUCUCCCUCGGCGACGCCGGCGGGCGGCUGCUGAAGGAGGCAGCGGACCGCGGGCAGGAGCAAGCGCGCCCGUGGCGGGGUCCCGAAGCGUGGGCGGGCAGCAGCCAGGCCGAUCUCCCUGGGCUCCGCCGCGGGCGACGCCGGGGCGUAGGGACGCCGGGCUCCCGGGCAGCUCGCCGGGAGCCUCUCCGGACGCCGAGUCCCCCGGCCUCCGUCGCCGGGACCAGAGGGCGGCACGUCGAGGGGGACCCCGCCGCUCCCCCAGGGACCAGGCCCACCCCGCCGGGGUCGGUUGUAAACUUGAGGGGCGAUGCAGGGGUCGUAGCGGCACCGGCAGCGAGCAGACCCCCGUCGAAGGCAGCGGCGGAGUUCGUAGUGGAGCCCACCGGGAGCAGAGCCGGGUCGCUUAAGGCAUCACCGUCCCAGCCAGGCUCCCCCGACAAGCCGCAUUUUCCUGACCUGCCUGGCGCGGGGCUCUCCGAGCCUGCACGGCGGGUCGGGGUCAGGGGGCCGGCGGUGCGGGGGCCCGGGCAUGCCACCGAACCGAGUCGGCAGCAGCCCGCGGGCACGCUGAUGAAGGGCGGCCUGCCACCUCGGUCAGCGGAGCUGGGAGCCCUGACUGGGCGGGAGCGAGUGAAAGUGGGAAAAAAAGAAACUUCCUCCGAAAACCACUUCAUCCUUCUUGGCAAAGAGGGGAUAAAACUGGACAGCCCAGCAGCCUCACGCCUGGGGUCUGACUCUGCGAGGAACAUCACAGAGAGACAAGAAACACACAAAGAGUGGCAACUUGCUAAUGAAAAUGGGGACAGCACCCAUGCUGUGAACACCACCACUGGGGCUGCAGCACUGGGUAGCUGGACACAGGGUGCAACGCAAGGAGCAGCUCCCAAGGUGCGUGCCACUGGCAAGGAUGGACAGGAACAGAUGGGCACCAGCAGCCCGGGGACUCACAGGGUCUUGUCCAUGGAUGCAACACUUGCCCCAAGAGACCCGCAAGCUCCUGGCCAGUUUGGACACCCUGUUUCAGUCCCUGAUGACAAACAAGAAGAAGCAAAAAGUAGAUGGAAAGAAGGAAACUUUAAUGUCUACCUCAGCGAUUUGAUUCCUGUAGACCGAGCCAUAGUGGACACCAGGCCUGCUGGGUGCUCUGACCAGCAUGUUCAUGAUGACCUCCCAAACACCAGCAUCAUCAUGUGCUUUGUGGAUGAAGUAUGGUCCACCCUCCUCCGCUCAGUUCACAGCAUUCUCAGCAGGUCUCCUCCUCACCUGAUUGAAGAAGUCAUUUUGGUGGACGACUUCAGCACUAAAAAGUACCUCAAGGAGAAGCUGGACAAAUACAUGUCGCGGUUCCCAAAAGUGAAGAUUCUCCAUCUCAAGGAGAGGCAUGGUCUAAUACGGGCCAGACUGGCAGGAGCAGAGAUUGCCAAAGGCACCAUCCUGACGUUCCUGGACUCACAUGUGGAGUGCAAUGUGGGGUGGCUGGAGCCACUGCUGGAGAGGGUCCGCCUGAGCCGGACCAAGGUCGCCUGUCCUGUCAUCGAGGUCAUCAGCGACAAGGACAUGAGUUACAUGACCGUGGACAACUUUCAGCGUGGGAUCUUUACUUGGCCAAUGAAUUUUGGAUGGAAGCAGAUUCCGCAAGAGAUCAUUGAGAAAAAUAAAAUCAAGGAAACUGAUAUAAUAAGGUGCCCGGUCAUGGCAGGUGGCCUGUUCUCCAUCGAUAAGAAGUACUUUUUUGAGCUGGGAAUGUAUGACCCAGGGCUGGAUGUCUGGGGAGGUGAAAAUAUGGAGAUUUCGUUCAAGGUCUGGAUGUGUGGAGGAGAGAUUGAGAUUGUUCCAUGCUCCAGAGUUGGACACAUUUUCAGGAACGACAAUCCUUAUUCCUUCCCAAAAGAUCGUGUGAGAACAGUGGAGAGGAACUUGGCCCGCGUUGCAGAGGUCUGGCUGGAUGAGUACAAGGAGUUAUUCUAUGGCCAUGCUUACCAUCUAAUCUUGAAAAACGUGGAUGUCGGUGACCUCACUCAACAAAUCCAACUGCGAAAGAAGCUUCAGUGCAAAAGUUUCCAGUGGUACCUGGAGAAUGUCUACCCAGACCUGGAAGCACCCCUGGUUAAAGCCAGUGGUCUGCCAUUGCAGUCUGCCAGUGCCAUGGCAGGAGCAACACUUGCUUGAGAGGAGGUGGCCAGAAGCCGGUGACCACAGGUCUGGCAUGGCUGGGGCAGUGAGAACAAGAACGGCCUGUCCCCUCCGUCCCUGCCAAGGCGCACAGUUACUGCACCAGCCCUUCUGGGAGCCAGGAAAUAGCACAUCAACCAUUCAGCUGUGUUUCAGGCUUGUUUAUGGGCCAAGGGCUUAAUGUGAAGGUUCACUGUCACAGGGAGCCCUAGGGAUCAGGUCAGGCUCUCUGCCAGCUGCAGUGUGUUGCUUUAAUGAUCAAGCCAUGAAGGUGUGUGAGGGUAGCUCUGCAGAGAGCAUGGGGAGGGAUGCAGUGCUUCCUCUGGUGACCUCUCAGCUCUCACAGAAAAGCUGUAGGAAACUGCUGGUUUGGGGCGCUUCAGCAGAUUAUGAGCAGUGCAUCCAUUCAGACGCAUCCAUCCAUCUCAGUGUGACAGUGGCUGCAAGCAGAAGAGCCAAGGGCUGUCUCUCUGGCUCCAAAACUUGUAUGUCCAAAAGCCCAUGUCCCUGCAUUUUUCAGAAAGCACUGUUUGGAUUAGACUGAAGGAUUCAGUGAAACAUGGGCUUAAGUGACAUUUUUGAAAAAGAAUUAGCAGUCAUAAUCUGAGAACAUAACCCCACCCCCCCCCAAUU
This is a messenger RNA of Pezoporus flaviventris, 2934 nucleotides long. RefSeq names its product polypeptide N-acetylgalactosaminyltransferase 5 (gene GALNT5). The transcript is spliced from 8 exons. The record is from RefSeq and is a predicted model, not a curated record. Gene Ontology annotation, cellular component: Golgi apparatus. Bases 25 to 2298 code for a protein of 757 amino acids. Lineage: Eukaryota; Metazoa; Chordata; Aves; Psittaciformes; Psittacidae.